AUGGCUACCAACGAAGACGCGCUUGCUGUUUUAGGGUUGUUGAUAGCCAUGAAAAAUAAUGCAAUUAAAAAACGUAAACGUAGACUGUGGUGUAAAAAUUGGUUACAAAAAAGAAACGAAUAUUCUCACAUUAAUCUGUUGACCGAAUUCAAGUUGUUUCCGAAAGACUGGCAUAAUUAUUUGCGAAUGGACGAAGAAACGUACUUCCAACUUCUUUCAUUAGUGACACCAUUCAUUAAAAAAAAAGAUACAGUUAUGAGGAAAUCAAUCUCCCCACACGAAAGGUUGACAGCAACUCUCAGAUUUUUAGCUACGGGAAGAAGUUACGAAGACCUUAAAUUUUCAACUAUUAUAUCACCACAAGCUCUUGGGUAUAUUAUACCUGAAACAUGUGAAGCAAUGUACAAAGUAUUACAUAAAGAUUACUUAAAGUUUCCACGAACAUCAGAAGAAUGGAGAAAUAUUUCUCAACGUUAUGAGAAAAAUUGGAAUUUUCCGCAUUGCCUAGGGGCUAUGGACGGAAAGCACAUAAGCAUUGUUCCUCCAAGUGGAAGUGGAUCGGAGUUCUUUAAUUAUAAAGGCCGUCAUAGUAUGGUUCUAUUGGCAAUAGUCAAUGCAGAUUACCAAUUUAUAAUGUGCGAUUUCGGAACGAACGGUAGAAUUUCGGAUGGUGGUGUUUUAAACAACACGAAAUUUUAUGAAAAAUUUCAAAAUGGAGAUUUAAAAAUUCCAGACAUGGAGACAGUCAAAGAUACUUCUAGAAAGCUACCAUACGUGUUUGUGGCAGACGAUGCAUUUCCUUUGCAGAUAAAUAUAAUGAAACCAUUCAGACAAGCUGCUUUAGUUUCUAUUGAAAGAAAGGUAUUCAAUUAUCGGUUAUCACGGGCAAGACGUAUUGUCGAAAAUGUUUUUGGUAUCAUGGCAGCAAGGUUUAGGAUUUUCCACACACAAAUUAAUUUAGAACCGAAAAAUAUUGAUUCUAUUGUUAUGGCUUGUUGCGUACUGCAUAAUUUUUUAAUGAAGUCAGCGCCAAACACAUAUGCACCUACAGAAGUUUUGGAUCACGAUGAUAUAGAAAAUGGAAUAACAACUUUUGGGCUUGAUUCACAAGAUUCAAACAUGGAUAGACUAGACCGAAGAACGCAAGGAAACACAAACAAUGCUGCUAAAAACGUUAGAGAAGAUUUUAUGAGUUACUUUUCAAAUGAAGGAAAAGUUCCCUGGCAACUUAACUUUGUUUACUAA
Macrosiphum euphorbiae (potato aphid) is the source of this 1245-nucleotide messenger RNA. The record is from the annotation of a GenBank genome assembly. Lineage: Eukaryota; Metazoa; Arthropoda; Insecta; Hemiptera; Aphididae.